AUGCGGGUAUUUCUUGCGGUUUUAAUAGCCGUGUCAUCAGCGUCAGCCUAUGAUGCUGUUGUAUUCUCCAGUGAACAAGAAAUUACGAAGGACUUCCCGACUAUCCCGAACUUAAUAUCGACCGCAUCUGCAGAGGCGCCUCUCGUUUUUAUUGUCAAUCCUGAUUUCACAUUAGGACAGUUCUCGCGAGAGGCAGCCGCGUAUUCCCAGGAUAAGGUGGUGUCUGGUCUUCCUGCAAUUGUGAAGUCGUCUUUGCACCACGCUCCACGAUAUUUUGCCGAUGGCCUUCAUGCACCCGGAGCAACCAUCCUAACGUCACCAGAUAAUUUCGUUUCUGGUGCAAGCAUAUAUAUCCUCAUGGGAGAGGAAUGGGCAACUAUGGAAAAGCUUGCUGAAGUUGUUCUUCCCCAGAUGGGAAAGAAAUACACUGCUGUAAUCACAUCUAGCGAAGCAGUGUCUGGGGACAAGGUAAGAGUGAAACGUGUUGUGACUUCUGAUAUGGAGAACGAUUCUGCACCGUCGGGCUCACCCUCACCAGAUGCAGCUGGAGGACCGUCCAUGCCAAUGCCUUUGAAUUUGCCUCCGUAUAAUAGGAGUGGUUACCCGGAUGUUCAGCCGGGAAAGGCUAAUCUAGGAUCCUGUCUUCUUUACAUGGAGGGGGUAAACAUUGUGGUGCAAAAUGCUAAGAAAGCUUUUGCUACAAUCCCAGUACGGUCCAAUGGAACCAAUUGGAACUACUCAGAUGGAGAUGUUGUAUGUACCAAUACCUCCGCCACAUUUUUUGUGCGUAUGAUGCUUGACGCGGACGCAGUUGAUGCCAAGAAUCAGAUCAAAAUAAGCAAAGGAGCUCAAUUAAAGUUCAGGCUCGACUUCACGGGAACAAAAGCAGGCUUUUAUUACCUUAGUAAUGUUGUUGCCGACACCAUAUCUGUUGAACGUCUUUCUGGAGACUUCCUUAGUGAGGUGAGUUUUGUUCAUGCUUGU
Molecule: messenger RNA, 984 nt
Organism: Ostertagia ostertagi
Lineage: Eukaryota; Metazoa; Nematoda; Chromadorea; Rhabditida; Trichostrongylidae
Source: the annotation of a GenBank genome assembly